AUGUCUGUUACAGGCUUUACAAUAAUUGAUGAGGAAAUACCCUUAAAUCACAGCACUGAGAAAGAGAAAACUGUAAGACAUAUUGGUUAUUUCUCUUCAUUUCCCAUUCAGGUGGGAAUCUGCUUGGUUCUGGUGGAGCUAUGUGAGAGGUUCACUUUCUUUGAAGUCAUCUGCAACAUGAUGCCCGUUUGCACUGUCAAUCUGGGCUAUCACAACUACCAGGCAGCCAUUCUGAACCUGUGUUUUAUUGGGACGUCGAUACGUAGUCCUGCGUUUGCUGGAUGGCUCAGAGUCUGUCUAGGAAGAAACAAACUAGUGUAUAUUUGCUUAUUUCUACAUUUUCUAGGCACCAUUUUGUUAUCUGUGGCUGCUUUUCCCUUGGAAGAUUUCUAUGUAGGCACUUACCAUGUGAUGAACAGCACACCUCCAAAGGAGCGGGACAGGCUGUUCUAGGUAGCGCUGUUGACCAUCCGCCUUGGCACAGAAGGAAUAAGAACAGUCAAUUGUCCACUGGGUGCUUACGGCCUUCAGGAAUAUGGAUCAAAGAAACAAACAUCUUUUUUUAACUAGUUUUACUGGCUCAUGAAUCUAAAUGCAACUGUUGUCUUUCUGGGAAUAUCUUACAUCCAGCACUCAGGGGCCUGCCUUGUUUUACUUAUUCCUUUUAUGUCUGCGCUAGUGGCUCUGGUAACUCUUCACAUGAUGCGCUAUAACCUGAUCUAUCAGCCACAAAAAUGCUGCUCCCUCCUGAUUACUUUUGGGGUGCUUGUCAAUGCCCUGAAAACAUGCCACCUGAAACAUUGCCAUCUUGGCAGAGAUGUGGCAAGCUGGUUAGACCACACCAAGGGAAAAAAUGGUGGCUGCUGAACAGAGAUCCACGUGGAAGACACAGAAUUUUUUCCCUUUUUCCCUCUCUUCAUCUUUCAGCUCCUAUACAGAAUGUGUAUGAUGCAGAUUUCUUCAGGAUAUUAUCUGCAGACCAUGAAUUCCAGCCUGAAUUCGGAUGGAUCUCUUCUGCCAACCUCAGUCAUGAAUGCCAUCAGUGUCCUAUCACUGUCAAUCCUCACUACUUUUAUGGAAUAUUUCAGCACCUGCCUCUUUCCCUCUAAAAGAGCUGGACCAUUUCUGUCAACUGCAUUAGUAAUUGCUGGAAAUCUUUCUGCUGCAUUGUCUGUGAUGGUAGCUGUCUUCUCUGAAAUACAUAGAAAACAUUUCCCUCCAGCAGAGCAGCCUCUUUCUGGCAGAAUUCUCACUGUUUCCUCCAUGCUUUGCUUCCACCUGGUUCUUCAGUACAUUCUACUUGGAGUGGCUGGAACACUGGUAAACCCAGCCUUCUCUGUAAUAUCAUACAGAUUUGUUGCAAGCACCAUUAGAGAAACCUCUAUGAGUUUUUUGACACUGUUCAAUGGAUUUGGGUGUUUCACAGGGGCACUGUUGGUGGAGUUGGUAUAUCUCACCUCAAAAG
This is a messenger RNA of Galeopterus variegatus (Sunda flying lemur), 1465 nucleotides long. It is a transcript of the gene SLC15A5, whose product is annotated as solute carrier family 15, member 5. Lineage: Eukaryota; Metazoa; Chordata; Mammalia; Dermoptera; Cynocephalidae. Gene Ontology annotation, molecular function: transmembrane transporter activity. Gene Ontology annotation, cellular component: membrane. The record is from RefSeq and is a predicted model, not a curated record. Gene Ontology annotation, biological process: transmembrane transport.